Messenger RNA from Colletotrichum acutatum, 1144 nucleotides. RefSeq lists its product as uncharacterized. Lineage: Eukaryota; Fungi; Ascomycota; Sordariomycetes; Glomerellales; Glomerellaceae. The record is from RefSeq and is a predicted model, not a curated record. The transcript is spliced from 2 exons. The coding region runs from base 288 to 698 and encodes 136 amino acids.
GGCCAUCUCAGAACACAAAACACGAAGUCAUGUGAUUUCGCAUUGGGCAAGGUGCCCCGCGUUCCCGAGCUCCGUCGACCGUCGCGACUUCCCCGCUGCUUACCUUAAGGCUUAAGGUACCUUACAGUUCCUAUCUUGCCUCACCUAAUCCUGCACCCAGCGACGAUCCCCAGCCAACAUCUUGGUUUGCGACAUCCCAUCGUCGCCUCCAACAACACGACCUGCCUUGAAUUUCGCCCAGGGUAGAACGAGUACACUUGAUCCAAGGCAACCCCUGUUUUGCAAAGAUGCAGAUCGACGAGACCUUCUUCUCGGUGCGCUUCAAGUACGGUGCCCACACCAUCUUGAUGUUUGUCGAUGGUCAACAGAAAUUCUCCGAAGUAACCACAUCACUGCUCGAGGUGCUUCGCGACCGCUUUCCCGACGGCCUUACAAUCAACCACACUUCCCCCGAGACGACCGCCGUUCCUAAGGGCGACGUACAACUGGCUUAUGCCUUGCCCGUCAAUGCCACCGAUUUGACUCAAGGGUGGAAGAAUGUCAAGGUCUCUGACAGCGAUACGCCAGUUGGCAAGGGCUUCAAAGAUAAUUGCAUUGUCGCAUUCUCGUUUGAUACAGAUGAGCCAGAGUUCUUGGUCGACAUACCGACUCUGGACGAUGAGAUGGAAGACGAAGAGGGCAUGGGGUCUGACGCAUGAUGGAUGAUGGCAUUUGGGAUUCCAAGAACGAUGCAUGCAUGGCGUUGGGCGAUGGGAUCACAGAAUUAUGAACUAUGCGCGUCAAAUUUGAAAGGAGUGGCCUUUCACAGACACACAACAACAUCUGCCUGUACAGAUGCAUGAGUACCAGGCGAUAAAAGAUACCGCCUUGGCUGAUUAAUACUCAUAGAUAGUCGAUCGAUGGCCCAAAAUAUACUGGGCAUGGGAACAAGCUUGUGUUCUAGUUAGUAGGUAGGCUACCUAAGACAGUCCAUGAUGGCUCCCACAUCUGAAAAGACCUUGGGGCAAAAAGCGCUAGCCUUCAGAAUUGCGGACUUAUAAGUGCCAAUACCAUUAUCUUUGGGCUUCUAGUGGCUUUGUUGUUACUCAAAGAACACCCAAUGUGUAAUUGAACCGCUAUUGGUAGGAAGAUGCAUUCAUCGCAC